AUGCAAGCAUCCAAUAACAGUUUGAAUUCAAGCCACUUUUUCAACUGUUUUCUCAGUCUGAAUAACACUGAUGAUCAAGAGGACUUUGAUGGGUUUGAUCUGUUGUUUGGAAGUGGUUUUAGUGAUGAGCAGAGCACGUCAACCUAUUCCACAGACUCCAAUCAGCAGUGUCAACUCUAUCCUCAAGUUCCCCAAACCCCUCAAACUAUGAUGGUUUCAAACCAAUCAAAUCUGAUGUCAUCCCCAUCAACACAGACAUAUCUGUCCUACCCAUUUGGUCAGCAGCAAACUAAUUUCGUGGAUUCGAAUUGCAUGUUUUCAACAUCGCCACUCCCACCUUCCCAAUUGCAAAUGUCUGUAUCGUCAGGCCCGUUCGAUCGAUCAGAGCCCUUGGUGUAUUUUGAACAACAAGCAAGUACAUUCACCAUGUUGCCAGGCUUUCAACCACCUUGUAAUUCUAUCAUCAAUCAAGUAAGCAACGCCAACACAUGUCCUCCAUCUGGCUGCAACACAGCCUUAUCAGAGGAAGAAUUAAAGUCGUUUAUUGCGUCAGAAUGCCAAAAGAUCAUUGAUCGUAAUUGGGCAACACUUCCCCCCUUAAAAGCCCAAGCAACCAAGAAAAGAGACAAGUUCGAUCUUGAGACAGCAAUCAAGAAAAAACUAAAGAAUUAG
This is a messenger RNA of Naegleria lovaniensis, 672 nucleotides long. RefSeq lists its product as uncharacterized. The record is from RefSeq and is a predicted model, not a curated record. NCBI's taxonomy places the organism in Eukaryota, Heterolobosea, Eutetramitea, Acrasida, Naegleriidae. The transcript has a single exon. The coding region runs from base 1 to 672 and encodes 223 amino acids.